Anneissia japonica is the source of this 5009-nucleotide messenger RNA. RefSeq lists its product as uncharacterized. The transcript has 37 exons. Bases 81 to 5009 code for a protein of 1642 amino acids. The record is from RefSeq and is a predicted model, not a curated record. NCBI's taxonomy places the organism in Eukaryota, Metazoa, Echinodermata, Crinoidea, Comatulida, Comatulidae. Gene Ontology annotation, molecular function: lipid carrier activity. Gene Ontology annotation, biological process: lipid transport.
CAUAUCUUUCGAUUGUGUGCUUCACUUUGUAUCAGAAUCCUGGAUCGAAUAUAUUUAAUUUCUCUACUUAUAGUCACAAAAUGCGCCCAUUAUGGCGUCAACAUUUGCUCUUUAUUAUGAUAGUUAUAGUAUUAUCGGAUGCAGCUCGAGUUUUCAACUUUAAACCAGGACUUGACUAUAACUAUGAAGUUCAAACUGCUACUCACAUGACAAAUGUAGGGAAAAUGAAUGCAAAAGCAAAGGUGGGAUUUCAAUGGAUCAGAGAAACAGAAAGUGGAAGCCAUGAAAUAUACAUUCGAGUGAAGUCCUAUUCAAUGACUUACAAAAGCCAUACAGUUUCGGAUGACGAGAUGGACGUCGAGUUUGAUAAUUGGUUUUCGUUCAUCAUGGAUGACAAUGGUGAUGUUCUUCGAGUAAUAUAUCCGGAACACGAUGACAUGAAGUCAGUUAAUAUCAAGAAAGGAUUGGCCGGAAUCAUUGCAACCAGACUUCAUCAUGAGGAUUUCAAAUUUCCCAGUGGUUCGUCUAGUUGGUCAUUCAAUUCAACGGAACGUGACCAUACAGGCCAUCAUCAUGCUAAUUACACAGUGUAUCAAAAUGAGCAUGGCGAUAUUCAAAUUCGUAAGAAAAGAACAGCUCAUGUACAUCCGAAGAAAAUUCACUUCUAUCAUAAUAAGGAAGUCAAUAUUAAAUCCGGAAUGACGGUUCCUCACUUGAUACAAAUAAAUGAGGAAGUACCACUCGGUGGAAGAGAUCCUAGUGAGGGGGCCGGCACUAAACAUUUUGAGCCAAUAAACAAACCGAAACAUAUCAACGAUGAACAAGAAUCAUUGCCAGAUAUGAGUGUCUAUGCUGAUAGCCAAAUGCGUUUUUUAUCAUCUAUUUCGAUGUCGACACCCCAAAGACCAGAUAACCUUAUUGAAGAUACAAUAGAGGUCAAAAAGGGCUUCGAUUUUCAUGAUCAGCCUUAUGUGGAGGAAGAAGUUAUGCAACAUAUCAAAGGGAAUCUGACAUGCCUUCGAGAACUAACUCUUGAUAAACUUUCCAAUAAAAAUAACAUCUGCUAUGGAGGACUCACUUUAGCGUUGGAAACAUUGCCAUACAAACUUGUAAAGGACAUUGGGGAUCAAUAUUUUAAUAGACCUUUGAGCAACAAUCGAGAUGUGAUAGAUCGUAACUAUCUAUUAGAUGCAAUUGCGGGGAUUCGAACUAACUACAAUCAGGAACUUUUAACUGAGCUGGUUCUAAACUCUCGAGCACCAGAUGUUAAACUAAUGAUUCGUUUUCUGGAACAUAUACCCUUCUUUCAGAAUAUAAAAUCACAGAAAAUGAUUGAUGCGGUUGAGAAGUUAGCAAUCACAAAAUCAAAAUAUAAAGGUUCUCCGGAAGCAGUACGAUUACGAGAAUUAGCCACAUUCAUAAUUGGUGCCAUUGCCAAGAUUUUGCAAGAUGAAGGGCGAAAUGAUGAGGCGGAGAAAAUAGUGAAGAAACUCCAUACAAAAGUUGGAAUAUUUGAUCCGUGGCACCAUCGGCAAAGAAGGUCGACAAUGUCCCGCGAUACUUUGGAUAGAUAUGAAAGAGACGUUGUUAUAUUAAUUGGGGCUUUAGGGAAUGCAGCGCAUCCGACAUCGGCAGACUGCAUCUUGAGUUUUGCAAAUUCAACUGAAGCUCCUAAACAUUUCCAGGAGUCCGGACUGUAUGCUCUUCGUCACUUUCAUACACAACAGGCUGCCGAUGCGCUUGUUAAUGCUUGGAGGACAGAGGAGAAUAGAAGCUAUAAGCAGACGUUUAAAAAAUUAUGCAAAGAGAAUCCUGCUGCAUACAACCUAGCAAUUAUGACGGAACCAAGCUUUAAUGAUGUCGAGGUAGAAACAGACCAGUCAUAUAAUCAGACAGCACCUAUUCAUAACAGAGAUAGACGGUCCAUAAGAAAUUCAUAUAAUUUGCUAAUACCAAGACUAGAUCACCAGACUGAAGACAGUGUAGGGGAUUCAUUCAUUGGUGCAAAUUACGGUGGUAUAUCAAGUAGCCUCUUGAAUAUUAAUUCAGAUCCACAAGCAACUACUGCAACAAAUGAUUUUUCUCUGGAAGGCUCAUUCGGGUUUCUACUAAGAAUGUUUUCACCCUUCGAGAAUUUUCGGGCAACUUACCAAGAGUCCCACCUGCAUUUAAAAUCGUCAUAUAAUAUGAAUGUACUAAAGGACUAUGGGGUAAACGUAUUGCCAAACGCCGUCAAGCGAUUAGAUGUUUUACUAGCCAGUCUUAUACCGGAACUGAGAGAUGCUGUCAACGCAGUAAUAAGUGAUUUGAACCUUGGAGUUGAUGAAGCUGUCCAAACACUCGUUGACAGAUAUAGUGAAUUGUUGGCUGAUAUAACGAGUAUGACUGUUGCUGAUCUUUUGGAUGAACUGGAAAUCAUACACCUUGAAAUGGUUCCACCUGAGAUUAAAAGCGCAGUUUAUUUAGUACGAAGUGGAGACCAACUGAUCGCCGAUACUAGAGCGGAUAUUAUUGAAUUUCUAGAGGGUUUUAUGGGUGAUCUGCUUGCCGGACUACCUUGGGAUGUUGAACAAAUUUAUAAAACUGUGAAAUCUAUGAAAAAUAUUAUCAACAAAUUUCAUGAUGAUCCGAAGGAGGCAAUAGCAGAUUUAUUAAAGAUGUUUGACAAGACCGAUCAAGCAUUGAAACAUUUCACAGGCACAAAAGAACGAAUCGAAUCGAAGCUUACCAAUCUAAAAGGUCUCUCACCAACAUGGUUUAAAGACAUCCGACAGGUUGUGGAAGAGAAGAGAAUGCUGAUUGGGGACAUUGACGAAAUACUUCAAAAUUCAAAACUUGAAAACUGGGCGCUCGAGAACAUCCAGCAAAGAGAAAUUGUAGCUCUGGUUCGAGAUACAUUAGCCAAAUUAAAUGAAACACUAUCAAAACUUAAAGACAUCUCAAGUCCAUUUAAGUUGUCUCUGGAUAUUGUCAAGUCUCGUGUAGGAAAACUGAAUGAAACCGUAGUGAAUGUUUUAAAAAAAGUGGUUGAUAAAGCAAGAUUUGAAAUCGAAGACAUUUUUGGUGUUCGAUUUCAUAAGAAAUUUCCACGAGUGUUUCUUGAAGGAAGUGAAAUAUGUCCUGAAGGUGGGUUUUAUCCAACUACUAAUUCACAAAGAUACAGCGACAUGGGCAUUGACCUAAUUAUUGAAAGUAACAAGCAGGUUGUGGCACCCUUAUCGGGUAUUCUUACUGUACUUAGUGACGAAAAAGUAAAAAUUGAAAUUACCGGAGGUUCAUUAACUGACACGAUCUUGACUAUAGAUAAUAUAAAUCCGCUUCAACAGUACUCAGACGGUCCAGUUCAGGUUUACACCGGGGAUGUGAUAGGAACAGCGUCAGUGUCAAAUUGUCAGCCUAAUAAUUACAUUCAUGUAGUGAUGAAAAAACAAUCAGGCACUGGUACUGAAUACAUCGACCCAUCGCCACUGAUGGAAAAAUCUGAGCUUAAAUGUCCUACUUUUGAUUUUGAAAGGAAUAUAAAUAUCGUCAAGUACAAGAUAAAGAAUGUUUUGAGCACUCCUGCAAGUUUCGCAUCAACAAUUGGACUACCAGAACCAACUGCCGCCGGUCCUCAAUUUAAUUCUAACAGCUUCAAUGAUAUACCCAUGUGCUCAGUUAUGGAAGCAAUUAGUCUUUUGAAUGACGAUGAACUGAAGCAGAAAGUAAUAGAUACAUUUACUGCAUUUAAGGAUGAAAUUAGUGGAUUCAAGUCAUUUCUACCUAAUUCGCUUACCGAUGAUUAUGUAAGAACACUUCUACAGGAACGAAGUUUAUCUAUUGAGGGCUCUAGAGAAGAGCUAAUGGCAAGAUUUGGCCAACCAGAUGAUAUGUGUCCCUUGUUACUGGUUGCUGUUCAGCGGUCCUCGUAUUGCCGUUUUGAGCAAAUCUGCUUGGGUGUUGAAUGUCAGAUUCCUAUUAAGUUGAAGUCCAAUGUAUAUCCACUGAAAGUGUUCGUCCGAUACCUUCCUGACACAGAAGAACUUCAAGUUGGAAUAGGAGAACACAUUAUAAAGACGACGUUUUUAGAUCCAGUUGAGAUAUCAAAUGAAGUGGUUGUUUUAGAAGGUGGUUGGAGAAAACGUAACCAAGAACUCAUUGUUAGAUAUACUGCUGUGUUACAAAAUGGUGAACUUUAUUUUGACAUGAAAUCCCAUUUAUGUUCCGCUUCUGAUGACAAUGACUGCGAACCGUUGAACGAUAUUUUCACUGAUAUGCUUAUUCCAAUACCGUAUCACAAUUCUUACGGUACAUUUGCAUGGAGAGACAUAAAUAUCAAAAAAUAUUUUUCAAGGUCCGCAAUGCAGCGAAUAUUUGAUGUGUCAGAAAUACCUGAAGAUGGCGUUGUCGAUUAUAUAAAAGAUCAUGUAGUAAGGUAUUGGAAGAAUUUACUUGACAGUGGAAUAGAAGUAAUAAAUGGUGAAUUGAAUGUUGAUGUGAAAAUGAAACAGUUAAUGACUUUCGAGAACAGUACUGAAAGAAAACCAAAAGGUGAAAGAAGUACCAGACGCACUAAAGGGCCAUUCAAACUUGAAAAAGUAGACGACUUAUAUGAUGAUUGUCCGGCAACACAAGAAAUGUUCGCUGCCAUUGUCCCAGACACUAGUAUUCUUCCUCGUAGUAUAAAUGGUGACCUGCGAGCAGUUGGAGGAGGCUUGACAGAGCAUGGAGUUAAAGCAUUUCUUGUUAAAAUUAUGAAUAUGACCAUCCAGGAUUUUGAAGCAACUGUGGACUUACACAACACUCCAUCUAAUAAAUUACAAGAUGUUAUGAAGUCAAUGGUUGAAAAAUAUAAAUUUGAGUUGAUUAGAAAAAUUGACGAUACAGUUCAAGAAGUUCGUGAAACGUUGACCGAAAUUAAACACAAAUAUAAGGUGGUGAAAGGAACUAUACUCUUCAUCCGCCUGUUUUUCAAUCUUCUAUGGUAUCUCAUUUUAGGCGGCAUUAUGCCAAUGAGUUUUGGUAAGUAA